Aspergillus heteromorphus CBS 117.55 is the source of this 5493-nucleotide messenger RNA. RefSeq names its product putative SNF2 family helicase/ATPase. Lineage: Eukaryota; Fungi; Ascomycota; Eurotiomycetes; Eurotiales; Aspergillaceae. The record is from RefSeq and is a predicted model, not a curated record. Gene Ontology annotation, molecular function: ATP binding; protein binding; ATP-dependent chromatin remodeler activity. The transcript is spliced from 3 exons. The coding region runs from base 133 to 5493 and encodes 1786 amino acids. Gene Ontology annotation, cellular component: nucleus.
GACCCGUUUCCGCCGUCUCCGAGUACUCACUUGUCCGAGCUAUCGAGUCCGAAAAAAUACUCUAAAAUGCCAUUUUCUUCACGUCAUUUCAAUAUCCGUACUUGGGAAAGUAGUGUUCUCUUAGAUGCUUGAAUGACUUCGGAUCCUGCAGCUCCAUUUGAAAUGCAAUCGAGCGGCGAUCCUCUUGACUGGACGGUCGACGAGGUGGUGCAGUUCCUGUGCCUGAAUCCUCAGACACCAUGGACUCUGUCUUCGUCGCGCGCCCCCCGACCGGACUCCGUCACCUUCGAGGCGGCUAUUCGGGAUAACAUGAUCACGGGGGAGGUGCUUUUGCACGAUGUGGACAAGGAGGCGUUGCGGGAUGAUCUAGGCUUGAGAGCUCUCGGUCAUCGUAGCUGUAUGCUCAUGGCCAUAAGAUACCUCCAACGGAAGUCGCCGAAGUUCCAGGGCUUCAAAUCCCAUCCAGGCGCUCAUCUGGAUGACCUGAGUUCCCCCAGCCAGUCAGCGCUGGCGACUCCGGUUCAUCUCCCUCGGCCUUCCCCGCCAGCUUGCCAUGCGUCUUCACGCCAAGUUGCGACACCCCAAAGAGCAGUCCCACACAGUCCACGUCUUCUGACCCCGUCCAUGCCUCAGGCGAGAUCUCCAGUCAAGCCACCGUUGAGCAUCCGUGAGAGUGAGCAGACCCCUGUCACCCCUGAUGGCCUCGGACCAAAUGGAAACGUAAACCAUCCUGAUGCUUCGCACCAGGAUGCUUGUCACGGCCGCCUCACGCCUAGUCCCCGACGACCCUCGGGAGACUCUGGCGCAGGGACCUUUUCUACGUCCUCAGUCACUGGUAGACGCACUCGCCCAGGCGAAGAUAUUGUUGUGGACAGUCAGGGUCAUAAAAGACGAAGAUUAAAUCUCAUCACCUCAAGUGAAGACCAGAACAUUGAGGUUUCUCCAAAACAACCCGGUAGACAACGAGAUAAAGAGUGGUAUAUGGGACCGGAUGAACUCAGCACCUCUCAGCUGUUCUAUUCUUCUGAUCCAGAUGAAGAAGACCCGACUUUCACUAUUACUGGCUCGAAGCUCCCUCAUGCACAACGCUCGUUUGUGAAUAAGAGUCUCAUUCAUUUCUAUAAGCAAAAGCCCGUUGUAUUGAACCCCAGUCAAUCGGCUCUAGUUCCCUACCGACAGUCGACCAAGCAAACAACCAAACCUUCCAAGACACCACUGGUCGUGAAUGUUAGCGGUCCCAAGCUUUUUACCUUGUAUACGGUUAAAGAUGGCAAGGUCACUGUUACUAAGGAUGAGUUGAAUAAGUGGCCGCAGUUGGUCAAAUCCGAGACUGCCGAUACCGAGAAGGAUGCCGACUCCUUUGCCUACCUCUUGCAGAAAUACCCGGCCGAGCAAAAUGAUCAAGAUGCGUAUCCCUUGUAUGGGGACUCGGGAGAUGAAGGAGAGUAUGACGAGGAGACCUGGCAGGAAAUCGAGGACGAACGCCGAGCACCAUUGCCCAAGCAGAAGACGCUUACACCUGCUGAAGUCGACUUGAUCAUUGAGAGUUGCAUUUCGGAAUAUGAGAAGAACUGGCAUGAUAAUGGAAAGAUCAGAGAGGAACCAAAGGCACGAAGGAUCUGGCUAGCAGCCAAGAAGGGCAAAUGCACCAAUGAACAGAUCAAGGGUCUCAUGCGCGAUAUCAGCCUAUUGAACAGACGAAUGGGAGCUUUCCUCAAAGCAAUCCGGGAGGGCGAAUACAAUACGAAAAAGGAGUUGCAAACCCAAUGCCAAAGCUUGGAAAAUACCGUGGCCAACAUCCAAAAGCAAAAGUGGCGCGUCUCGGUUCUUGAACAGGAGAAGUGCCCCCCGAAAUUUUCUGCCCCUGCAAGGCCUGUGCCUCCCAAGAAAACUGACACGGUGGCCGAGGAAGGGGAGUCGCUUGACUCAGAAGAAUCAGAUGCUGCGUCUACGAAUUCUCUGGAUGACUUUGUUGACGACUCUGAGAUUGUCCAUGUCGUUGGUCAAUCUGUUAGACACGGAAGUCCAACGGCCAGCGUAUCGUCGGGUGAAGAUGAUAUUAUCAGCCCUUCUGGCAAGAGGCGGAAUACCAGAGGUCGAGCUCUUCCUUUUCAGCAAUCGAGCUCUCCCUCUCCUGCCCUGAUCAACGACGACCCAGUGGAAUGCAUUGACCUCACCGCCGACUCUCCUCCUCCCGAUGACGAGGAUGAAUACAGGAUAGAGACUCCCCCUUUGAACCCGCGACAGCCUAGAACGCCACAGUCUGAAGGUCUAAUGUCUAGAGAAAUUUCCCCCGGGCCCGACCUCGGCCGUCAAGUAUAUGUUGAAAUACCCGUCGUCAAGCGAGAGGAUUUCCCAACAUCUGAGAAGGGCAGAGCGCCGAGUCUGCCUGCGAUCGAUGACGUCGACAAGUUAAAGAUGGUUUCCUGGAGGCUAUUGGAGGAGCGCCCUGACCGUCGCAGGCUGUUGGCAAAGCUGAUCAUAGCCCUGCCAGAGGAUGAGCGAAAAAACUUGACUAAACAGAUUCCUAGAUAUGAUGAGGAUGACUUGGGAAAGCUUACGCGUAAUGCUCUGAGGAGAAUUAUCAAAGGCAAAGACUCAAUGCAUGACAUGGAAGCCUCUGAAAGUCAGUUGAUCAUGCGCACGGCGUCACUAUACAUCUCAUGGGUAAACUGCGCCCACUAUACCGGAAAGGGCUUCCCAAAAGACGAUGUUAAGAAAGCGAUAAAUGACAUUGCAGGGUUUCCUGAUUUCAACGGAAACCUCCAUUUACGCUUGUCUGCAUAUCGUGCCUGGGAAAAGGAGACGUGGGGAGAUGAAUCAGAAGCACAAUCAGGUGUUGGCGAUACGCCCCACAAGAAGCGGAAGAGGGAGGUGAAAGAGAGCCAGGAUGCCAAGAUGAACCAGGAAAGUGCGCAGCUUCGAGUCGCCCAUCAAGAAAAGCUGAGGAAGAGGCUCGAACGGAAACUGGGGAAAAUGGGGGUUAGCAACACCGAUGCCACACAUCAGGCGGUCACCUUUGGCAAUCCGGUCAUCUACUUGGACCCUCAUAUUGGACAGCGCGUCAAACCCCAUCAACUGACAGGCGUCCAGUUCAUGUGGCGAGAGCUGAUAAAAGAUGACAUGCGACAGGGCUGUUUACUGGCUCACACAAUGGGCUUGGGCAAAACAAUGCAAGUAAUCUCUCUUCUGGUGACGAUAGCGAAUGCGGCUGCCUCGGACAGUCCGGCAAUCAGACGGCAGGUCCCUAAAGCUCUCCAUCGGUCCCAGACACUCAUUCUUUGCCCGUCGUCACUAAUUGAGAACUGGUACGAGGAGUUUCUCAUGUGGACCCCUAAAGACUCAGCCAUUGGGCCCGUGAACAAAGUCACAAGUUCCGAUUGGGUUAAGGAGAGACUGGAGACCGUUUCUCGCUGGAACGACGAGGGCGGGGUGCUUCUUGUUAGCUAUGACAUGUUUCGAACAUGGAUACUAAAUAAAGAAACCAGCAAAAGACCCAAGCCUCUAUCGGAUAGUGACCAUGAGAACAUGAAACGAUGGCUUCUGGAAGGUGCUAACCUCAUCAUUGCCGAUGAGGCUCAUAAGAUGAAAAACCCGAGCUCGGCAAUCACUGCAGCAGCCAUGCAGUUCCGUUCCCAGAGCCGCAUUGCUCUAACGGGCUCCCCUCUCGCCAACAAUCUUGUGGAUUAUUUUACCAUGGUCAACUGGAUUGCUCAGGGAUAUCUGGGAGAAUUCACGUCAUUCAAAGCUAACUUCGUCGAGCCUAUCGAGGAGGGGCUGUAUAUCGACAGCAAUUACACUGAGCGGAGACGGUCUCUUGUGAAGCUUCAGGUCCUGAAGUCUAUCCUCGACCCCAAGAUCAACCGCGCGGAUAUCUCUGUUCUCGAGGGGAGCUUGCCUCCCAAAGUCGAGUUUGUCCUCACUGUUCCCCUCACAAGCGUGCAGCAGGCGGCGUACAAUCUUUAUGUGGACUCGGUCCUGCAAGGACGAACUGAUGUCAGCAAGGUGCAGCUACUGUCUUGGAUCGCCAUUCUGGGAUUAUGCUGCAAUCACCCGGCAUGCUUCAGGAACAAGCUGCUUAGCAAAGCUAACGAUGCGCACAAACUGGACAAGGCGUUGGAAGGGAUCGAGCCAAGUCUCUGGGACAAGCCCAUUAGCCAGCUGGGUCUGGAUAUCGCAAAUAUCGUUCCCGAGCAAGAACAACUUUUUUCCGCCGUCCCUGACAUGAAUGCCCCUGCACUGUCGUGUCGAGCGCAGAUUCUAGACAGGAUUAUCGCUGAGUCGAUCCGCGCAGGAGACAAAGUGCUUGUGUUCUCUCACAGUUUACCUACCCUCGACUACGUGGAGCAGAUGUUGAAAAUGUCUGGAUGGAAAUACUGCCGUCUGGAUGGCGCCACGCCGAUCGCUGGGAGACAGGCCGCCACUAAGCGGUUCAACCGUGAUUCCACGGAGAAUGUGUAUCUGAUCUCGACCCGUGCAGGAGGUCUCGGCCUCAAUAUCUUCGGCGCCAACCGGGUUGUCAUCUUCGAUUUCACAUUCAGUCCUGUCUGGGAAGAGCAGGCUGUCGGGCGUGCCUACCGUCUGGGCCAGCAGAAACCAGUCUUUGUCUACCGGUUCAUCGCGGGCGGUACAUUCGAAGAAAUCAUGUACAACAAGACCGUCUUCAAGACGCAACUCGCUUUCCGCGUCGUCGAUAAGAAAAACCCGGUGCGCUCGGCGACAAAAUCGCUCGGAGAAUAUCUCUUCCCAGCGAAGCAAACGCCGCAGGAAGAUAUCACGCAAUUCCUUGGAAAAGACCCCGAAGUCCUAGACAAGAUUAUCCGCGAGGACGAAUGCUUACCUGAGAGGUUGAUUCGGAAGAUCACCCUCACGGAGACGUUCCAAAAGGACGACAAUGACAAGUUGACCGACGAAGAGAAAAAGGCAGCCCAGGAGCAACUCGAUGAUGAGCGACUUAAGCGUACCGACCCAGACCGUUAUCAAAAGGUGAUCAUAGAAAGACAAAGGGCGACGAUGGCUCAAUCCUAUCCGAACAUCUCAACAACGCAGUACGCGACACCGUACCAGCCGCAGACGUUGCCGCCCCAGUCGCAGCCUCCGCAUACUCACCCUCCACCACCAACUCCCCCAGUCCCACCCACCGUCCCAUCCAAUGUCCACAACUUUGGUCCUCCUGCUCUGGCCCCGGACAUGAGCGUCAUGCAGCCAUCGACCCCGGCUUCCGACCCCAUGUAUAUUCCAAUCCCGGGUCUAUCCACAACCCUCCAUCGCCCUCUCGUCCACAGCGAGCCCGUAUCCCCACAUAAUCAUCAUGGAUUCCACCCGUCUCUACAAAGCGUCUCCAACGGUCUCCCUGGACAGCCAUCCGGUCCAGCUACCCCCGCAUCUGCAUCCGCACAACCCAACACCACCGCCGAAGAGCAACGAGGGCAAUCCGAACCCGUACCUUCUUCAUCCCAAGAAGGGGCCAAAAAUCGCUGCAGAACACAAUGA